GGGGUUGCCUUUAAUCUCAGGGCUGCAACUCUGAGACUCUAAUCCCACCCUGGCAGCAGCCAAGCUAGAGUGGCCUGGGGAGAUAUGGGAGUCACCCAUGGGAAAAAAACAGAUCAUGACCUCUCAUAUUCGUGCUCAGGCUAUGGAAAGCCUGUCAAUAGACCUGUGCCACGGCAUGGAGGUGACUCAGGACGUGAGCCGCAGAGGAUCCAGAAGGACAGGGGAUUGGAGCUGGGCAGAGCCUCUCCGUCUCCCUCGUCCCGGUCCUUGGAGGUGGGCCACGAGGAGCUGAUCCAGCCCAAGAAGCUCAUCAAUCCAGUUAAAGUCUCCAGAAGCCACCAGGCCCUGCACCGGGAGCUGCUCCUGAGCCACAGGCGGCCGGUGGUGGAGGAGAAGCCGGAGCUCCAGCGGGUCCUGGAGCAUCGCAGGCGGCAGCUGCAGAUCAGUCAACGGAGAGAGGAGGAGCAGAAGAGGAAGGCCUCCCCACUGGACCAGGAGCUGCUCAGGAGGCAACAGAGGCUAGACAUGCUGGAAAGAGAGUUGGACAGCCAGCGAGAGCAGUUAACGAGCGAGCCUGAGUUCAUCAGAGUCAAAGACAGCCUGAGAAGGACAACCAGCAUGGUGUAGCUGGUGGAUGAGGAGGCUGAAGACGACGGAAUGCAUUGAAGUUGCGUAUUGUGCUGGGCAAGAGCUCUGUGAGCUACAAUACUGUAUGUGAAAUACAGUGCGAUGGAAAAGAUGGUAUAUUGUGAUAGGACUGAGAAAGCAGGUAUAGUAGGUAUCAGGAGAAGAAGGACAUCAGUAAGCUGUGGGAGCAGUAGUUUAGUCUUCCAGAACAUGUAUUCAUUGUCGGUCACUUGACUCAGUACUGAAAUGCACAAGUAAGUUGUGUUAACAUAGCAACCGCCCAGUGCACAUAACAUACAAAAUACACAUAAGUGUGUCUGCAGCCAAGUAGUUUUGUUUGUAGAGUGUGGAGUGCUGUACCUGAUCCAUCUUGAAAUGUAAUUACACACAACAUAUAUGUAGACACGGCAAACCGAUAUUGCUAUUGUGGAAUAACUGAACCACUGCAUCUGAAGACUGAAAAUGGCCUUGCUGAAGUGAAAGGGAUGAAGUAAAAAUGUUUGCUUUUGGGAAGUGAAUUUUGUGGUCAUCGCUAUGUGAAAUUUCCUGUUAAUCCAUUUCCCAUAUUUCUUGUAUUUCAGGGUGUGUCUGCAGCAUCAAGCGGGUACUGAGAUGUGUUGAAAGAUAUAUUGUAUUAUAAGAGGGAAUAGUUCUUGUAUAAAAUGAACAAAAAUAGAAUGUAAUGUAGAAAUUUCUACAGUGCUUUAGAUGAUGCGUUACACAACUACAUAUGUGUUCAUUCACCAACAGUGCAUGUAGCAUACUGUAUGUUUUUCUCAGAAUCAUUGAGACUACACAGAUACAUUAUCACAAAUGAUAUGAUAUAUUUUAGAAGACACAUUGGUUAUUUUCAUGCAGUACUGUUCCUGAAGGCAAAAAAAAUAAACGGACUUUGAGCUACAGUUGUGCACUGAAGCUUGCAAAAA
Molecule: messenger RNA, 1553 nt
Organism: Clupea harengus (Atlantic herring)
Lineage: Eukaryota; Metazoa; Chordata; Actinopteri; Clupeiformes; Clupeidae
Product: actin-associated protein FAM107A
Biological process (GO): actin filament bundle assembly; actin filament polymerization; regulation of actin cytoskeleton organization
Cellular component (GO): stress fiber; neuron projection; synapse
Source: RefSeq, a predicted model, not a curated record